Messenger RNA from Bombyx mandarina (wild silkworm), 1114 nucleotides. Its product is annotated as transmembrane protein 267. The record is from RefSeq and is a predicted model, not a curated record. NCBI's taxonomy places the organism in Eukaryota, Metazoa, Arthropoda, Insecta, Lepidoptera, Bombycidae.
AUUUUUUAUUUUAAGUUAACAUCCAAUUCUUAUCAUAAAAGAAACCUCCACUUGACAGAUCACUAAUUUCAGAACGUUUCAGUGACAUUAUCUCAAAUGGUGACAUUUCAAAAAUAAACAAGCGUCAGCCUGUGGUCGCUGUAAUUUGUCAUGUAAACAUUAAAUUGAUAAAACAAAAUUAUUAAUAAAUACGGUACGCUGUUAUAAAAAUACAGUAAAAUGACCUAAAAAUGGUAUAAGCAGCCUAAAACUAGGCUAAAGUUUUUUAAAAAAUUCAAUAAUAUUAAAACAUGGAUUAACCUCCAUUAACAAUGAGAUUUAAAAAUUUUUUAUUCAACUUUUUACUCGUUAAUACAACAAUUAUUGGAGAUUACGUAGUUUUCAAUUCAAAAUAUUCUGAUAGCCAAUUAUUCCGAGCAAUAGCGGACAGCAUAGUGCAUGCAUCAAUAGGAUUUCUGUCAUCAUUGAUUUAUUUUACAUAUAACCACAAUACGAGCGUUCCUAUUCACAUAAACGUUUUCAUUUGCACUUUUGUAUCUUCAUUUAUCGACGUCGACCAUUUUAUUGCCGCCAAAUCAAUUUACUUAAAGGAUGCUCUGAAUUUGAACCGCCGAGGUACCUUGCACUGUACCACCCUGUGGAUACUCAUUACACUACCCUUGCUUCUGUACAGCAUCAUAAUGAGACAUCUGAAUAUCUACACGACAACAUUAAUGUUAAUACUGGCAUACUCAUCACAUCACAUUCGAGACGGCAGCAGACGAGGCCUAUGGAUGUAUCCGUUAGGUCACACGGAACCUUUGAACAAAACGGUAUAUUUAUUUUUAACCAUCACGAUACCUAAUGUAUUGGGUUAUGUUACUAAUUGUUACAGUAUUAAUUUAAUGAGAAACAGCGGUGGGGUUAUACAUUUGUGAUCUAGUGUUUAUCUGUUCGGUAUAUUGAGAAUUAAUAAAAAAAAAGGAAGGUUGCUAAUUUUAUAUCACGCGAUUUUAGUUCCUCGUAUAACAUUGGUAUUCCCCCGUGUAACACAAGGAUUUCAUAUCGACGCUUGAAAGGCAAACGUGACUAAGCGACAAUGCGUGAACUUUACAAUAGACUAAUUUAAAGUUGA